UGGCGUUACUGGUUUUUGGUGCCAGGAUGAGCUGAGAGAUGCUGUUCUGCUUGUGUUUGCCAACAAACAAGAUCUUCCAAAUGCAAUGAACGCUGCUGAGAUCACUGAUAAGCUGGGUCUUCACUCCCUUCGACAACGCCAUUGGUACAUUCAGAGUACUUGUGCUACAUCUGGGGAGGGGCUUUAUGAGGGGUUGGACUGGCUCUCGAACAACAUUGCUAACAAGGCCUGAAAAGUUAAGACAGGUGGUUUUGGUUUCUUGUGAUUUUGCGGCAACAGGGUUAUAGUUUUCGAAUGGUUGGGGUGACAAUGAUGUAGCUGUUACUAUCUCGUAAUGGAGUGCGUCGGGAAAGCUAUCAUACUAAUACACCCCAAUUACUUGUCCGACUGUUAUGAGUUGUUUUCUUGAUCCAAAUACAUGACAAACAUAUUGUGUUGUUCUCUUAGCCAUGACUAGUGAUAUGCAUGUCAGCCUGUGGAUUUUGAAUUCUAAUUUGUUGGAAUGGAUGUCUGGGAUUUGAAGAAGUGAAUUUACUUAAAGAGAACAGAGAUGUCAAAUUAGGAAUAUACUUCCUGGUAUGUUAAAAGUGCUC
Messenger RNA from Amborella trichopoda, 593 nucleotides. NCBI's taxonomy places the organism in Eukaryota, Viridiplantae, Streptophyta, Magnoliopsida, Amborellales, Amborellaceae. The record is from RefSeq and is a predicted model, not a curated record.